AUGUCGAACCAACAGCCUGCCCAGCCCUUGGCCGACAUCGCCAAGAUGUCUGUGCCCACGCUUCCAUCGUCUGCGCCUGAGUUGCCUAAACAGAACGGUUUCUGGUCGUCGAACCCAGUCUUCUCUUACUUGAACGACGUCUACACCAACAUCUCCCAACACAGACAAUCCCUCGGGUUGACCAAUCCAGGUACUGUCGAAAACCUCACCAAGGAGGUCAACCGUGACGUUUUCUUGAACCAGCACUUUUUCCAGGGCUUGCGUGCCGACUUGAACAAGUCCUUCUCCUUUGACCCUGCUUUCCAGACUUCCCAUGCAUUCUCCAUUGGCGGUGACUUGCCUCCAUAUGCCUUCUCUGCUUUGUACGCCAGAGAAAACAUGUUUGCCCAGGGUAACAUCGACAAUCAGUUGUCUGUGAGUGGUAAGAUCAAUUACGGCUGGGACGAACACAACGUCUCCAAGGUCACUUUGCAGAUUGCUCACGGCCAGCCUACAAUGUGCCAAUGGGAACAGGACUACAAUGCUAACGAUUUCUCUAUCAACGUGAAGGCCUUGAACCCAUCCUACUUGUCUGGUGCUUUCACCGGUGUGGCCAUUGCUUCCUUGUUGCAGUCCUUGUCCUCUAAGUUGGCUGUUGGUGUUGAGGCCACUUUCUCUAGACAGAACGAGACUCUUCCUCCAGACAGUGCUAUCAGCUACUUUGCACGUUACAACGCCGGCAACUGGAUCGCCACUGCCCAGGUCCAGGGUCAAGGUGCCCUUGUUGGAACUUUCUGGAGAAAGGUUUCUGAAAACGUCCAGGCUGGUUUGGAGACCCAGAUCGCUGCAGGCAUGAGACCAGUCAGCACCCCACUUGGCGCUCAGCUUGAACCUGUUGUGGAGGGUGUCACCACGAUUGGCGCCAAAUACGAAUACCGUACUGCUGUUUUCAGAGGUCAAAUGGACACCACCGGUAAGACCUCUGUUUUCUUGGAAAAGAAGGUCAUGCCAAUGCUUUCCGUUAUGUUCUCAGGUGAGAUCGACCACUUCAAGCAAAGCUCAAAGGUUGGUGUCGGCUUGCAGGUGGAAACAGCCGGCAGUGAGCAAAUCUUCUUGAUGCAAAACGGUAUGGUUGAUGCUAACGGUAACCCAAUUCCUGGUGCUACCUUGUAA
Molecule: messenger RNA, 1152 nt
Organism: Candidozyma auris
Lineage: Eukaryota; Fungi; Ascomycota; Pichiomycetes; Serinales; Metschnikowiaceae
Gene: TOM40
Product: Tom40p
Exons: 1
Coding region: 1-1152 (383 amino acids)
Biological process (GO): protein import into mitochondrial matrix
Cellular component (GO): mitochondrial outer membrane; mitochondrial outer membrane translocase complex
Molecular function (GO): transmembrane protein transporter activity
Source: RefSeq, a predicted model, not a curated record